UUUCGCAGGGCUCGCUUGAAUUGCGCCAGGGUACUCCUAGAACAAAAGAGAAGAGGAUGGCGCAACCUUGUGAAUGGUUUCAACGCAAGGACUCCUACCAGUCAGAUUUGGGCCUUGAUUAAAAGUUUCAAGAGAAGGGCGUCACAACAGGACUCCCCGCAGCAAGAACACACACGAAUUGCCUUGGAAGCUAUCUCUAAACUGUGUCCUCCGUCGUCCUUUUGCAAUAGAUCCAAAACCUUGACAGACAUGAAAUCGGAGGACGAGAAAAACACAAGUACACAUGCUGGGCUGGACGACCCCCUGACCAUGAGCGAAUACCGGAGAGCAAAAAUCUCUUCCAGAAAAAACUCCGCGCCCGGACUGGACCAAGUUUGCUACAAGAUGCUGGAUCAGCUGCCCAUGGAACACGAGACGUAUUUGUUAUCUAUGUUCAACGAAAUUUUUUCCCGGGAAAUAUUCCCAGACUCAUGGAAAACCUCGCUGGUUAUACUCAUUCCUCAGCCUGGCAAUAAGGCUCAGGCUGGCUUCAGGCCUUUCAGGAGCUGCGACGACAACCUAGCCGCUCUUACAACAGCAAUCAGAACUGGCUUCUACGAACAUUCCGUCACGGUCGCGGCCUUUUUGGACAUUACAAGUGCGUUCGACAACGUGGAUCCGUAUAUUCUCUUGGAGGAUCUGAAAGAUAUAGGAGUUCCAGCUCUCUUCAGGAAAUUUGUGGAGAACCUGAUUAGCAUCAGAACCAUGUUUUUUGUAGUCGACGGUGAAUCUCAAGGACCUUAUAUGGCAUACAAAGGCAUCCCACAAGGUUCGACUCUGAGCCCUCUGCUAUUUGACAUCUAUCUCAGGAAUUUGGUUCAUUUUCAGCGCUUCUUGGGGGUUAUUCUGGAUUCCAGCCUUAAGGGUGGCCACCAUCUUAAAUACCUCAUUGAAAAAGGCAAAAAAAUCUCUCGCAUCAUGGCUACCUUGUCGGGUGUUACCUGGGGCUCCCAUCCGGGUCUUCUGCUCAGUGAUCUACUGUAUAGAUCCAUCUUUCGCAGUGCGGUUGAAUAUGGGUGUCGCUAUUUCACUUGGUCCUCUUCUGCGCCGAAUUAUCUCAAACUGGUGCGUUUCCAGUAUAGAGUGAUUAGGGGAGCUAUGGGAUAUCGCAUUUCUACGCCGAUCAAUGUUAUGUUAGCUGAAGCAAAAGAAAUCAGCUUUGACAUUAGGCUCAAUCUAAAUACUUCAAGAUUCAUUUACAAGGCCAUGGCAAGUAGGUUCAGCUUGGUAUACCGUUCCCUGGAGGAGAUGGAGAUAGCGGUUACCAGAAAAAACUGUAGGAUCGACGCCAUCAGCAAAUCCAGAUUAUUCAAGCAUUAUGUAACUAGUCGUGGAGAAAAGAGCAUUAUCCAUCGAUCCACCUACCCACCCGCUUUCUGGCACUCCUACGAGGUCCUUACUCUACAAAUAAAUUACAUCAACGACUUAAAGGGCUGCAACAAGAAGGAUAACCCUAGCUUGACUAAGGCGGAUUUCUAUCACAAAUCCUUUAAUUACAGACAAAACGCCGUCUCCUGGUACACUGACGGAUCAAAGAAUCUAGACGGCGUGAUGGGAGCAGCGGUUUUCACGCCUGACAUGGAGGGAACAGUAAAGCAUAAAUUACCCCCUGAAACUUCAGUUUUUUCGGCGGAACUAUGGGCCAUCCUCCAAGCCAUCCAGCUAAUCGGAGAUCUUAACACUAAGAAGAACGUCAUCUUUUCAGAUUCCGAAAGUGCAUUGGAGGCACUCAGCAACGAAUCUACAGAUGCUGCGGCCAAACAAGCAGCCAUAGAGGGAUACAAACCCCCCUUCAAGAUCCCUUCUCACGGAAUCUACCGAACAAGCAAAAAGACAAUCCGAAGAAAGCAUGAAGAUCAUUUCUAA
Trachymyrmex cornetzi is the source of this 1905-nucleotide messenger RNA. RefSeq lists its product as uncharacterized. The record is from RefSeq and is a predicted model, not a curated record. Bases 250 to 1905 code for a protein of 551 amino acids. The transcript is spliced from 4 exons. NCBI's taxonomy places the organism in Eukaryota, Metazoa, Arthropoda, Insecta, Hymenoptera, Formicidae. Gene Ontology annotation, molecular function: RNA-DNA hybrid ribonuclease activity; nucleic acid binding.